This is a messenger RNA of Mesitornis unicolor (brown roatelo), 1347 nucleotides long. RefSeq names its product integrin alpha FG-GAP repeat containing 2 (gene ITFG2). The record is from RefSeq and is a predicted model, not a curated record. The transcript has 12 exons. Gene Ontology annotation, molecular function: protein binding. NCBI's taxonomy places the organism in Eukaryota, Metazoa, Chordata, Aves, Mesitornithiformes, Mesitornithidae. Bases 1 to 1347 code for a protein of 448 amino acids. Gene Ontology annotation, cellular component: KICSTOR complex. Gene Ontology annotation, biological process: regulation of TOR signaling.
AUGGUGGGUGAAUGUGCAUUGGGAAUGUUGCUAUCAGCCCUGCAAAUGAUUGCUUUUGGUCUGAAUGAGCUUGUGGUGGGAGACACCAAUGGGAAACUCUAUGUUUACAAGAAUGAUGACAGCAAACCCUGGGCUGUACGAUCUUGCCAAGGAAUGCUUACGUGUGUUGGCGUGGGAGAUGUAUGCAACAAAGGAAAGAAUCUCGUGGUGGCAGUGAGUGCAGAAGGCUGGUUUCAUCUCUUUGACCUGACUUCUCCAGCUUCAAAACACACAGAUGCUUCAGGCCACCAUGAGUUGGCAGCAGCAGAGGAGCAGAAGCCAGUGUUCAAGCAGCACAUUCCUGCCAACACCAAGGUCAUGCUUAUCAAUGACAUUGAUGGAGAUGGGAAGUGUGAGUUGGUGGUGGGUUACACUGACAGGGUGGUACGUGCCUUCCGCUGGGAGGACUUGUCGGACAAUUCAGACCAUGUCUCUGGGCAGCUGCUCCUGUUGAAGAAAUGGCUUCUAGAAGGUCAGGUGGACAGCCUCUCUGUGAACCCAGGCCCUGAUGGCUCACCGGAGUUGAUGGUGUCUCAGCCAGGCUGUGGUUAUGCCAUUCUGCUGUGCACCUGGGACUCUGAGCAGCAGGGCACGACAGAGGGAAAAGACAACUCUGCCACAUGCAGCGAGGCCCCUAUUCGAGACGUUAUUCUGCACCAAACAUCUGGACGGAUUCACAACAAGAAUGUUUCCACUCAUCUAAUUGGUAGCAUUGCCAGAGGCUGCUCCAGUGAGAACAGUGGAUCAGGUCUCUUUGCCCUCUGUACUCUGGAUGGGACGUUGAAACUCAUGGAGGGAGCCGACAAACUGCUCUGGUCUGUGCAAGUUGAUCACCAGCUCUUUGCUCUGGAAAAGCUGGAUGUUACUGGCAAUGGGCAUGAGGAGGUGAUUGCCUGUGCAUGGGAUGGUCAGACGUACAUCAUUGACCACAAUCGGACUGUCGCCAGAUUUCAAGCGGACGAGAAUGUCAGCGCUUUCUGUGCAGGCCUCUAUGCGUGCAAAGGAGGACGCAACAGCCCCUGCCUGGUUUAUGUCAGCUUCAAUCAGAAGAUCUACAUCUACUGGGAUGUGCAGCUGGAGAGAAUGGAGUCCACGAAUCUGCUGAAAAUCCUGGAUGGUGACCCAGAGUUUGCAAGUCUUCUGCAGCAGCUGGGUGUGGACAGAAGUGACGUUUCUGCUGUCAGAGAUCUGAUUCACAAAACACUCUAUUUUCCUGAGAAGGAAGAGCAGAGCAGCCCCUCGCAGUCUCAGGACCCUGCUGGAACAGACUCCUCUGCCCACUGCACUGGCAUCCAGGAUUCUUUAUAA